AUGGACGACGCAGGCCGGUGCAGGGAUGGCGUGCAAGCUGCAAGCAACACUCCAGAAUCCCUUUGCCCGCAGCACCAAGCCAUCGACACUUUGUCUGCCCUUUUCGUCCCACUUUCAGAGCUAUUGUCUAAUGGAUUCUACUACGCAUAUGCGGCCCAAGGGCAUGACAUGUCUGGACUUGCAGAUUCCACCUUUCUCACCAUCCAAGAGCCGCGGAGAACGAACAUUUGGGAAUCACUCAAGGCACGUCCUAGCUACUCAGACCAGUAUACCUAG
Plenodomus lingam JN3 is the source of this 276-nucleotide messenger RNA. RefSeq lists its product as uncharacterized. The record is from RefSeq and is a predicted model, not a curated record. NCBI's taxonomy places the organism in Eukaryota, Fungi, Ascomycota, Dothideomycetes, Pleosporales, Leptosphaeriaceae.